Messenger RNA from Nylanderia fulva, 863 nucleotides. RefSeq names its product Vesicle transport protein Use1 (gene Use1). The record is from RefSeq and is a predicted model, not a curated record. Gene Ontology annotation, molecular function: SNAP receptor activity. Gene Ontology annotation, cellular component: SNARE complex; endoplasmic reticulum. Gene Ontology annotation, biological process: retrograde vesicle-mediated transport, Golgi to endoplasmic reticulum. Lineage: Eukaryota; Metazoa; Arthropoda; Insecta; Hymenoptera; Formicidae.
UUCACGGUUCACGUGAACAUGAGGGAUACAUGAUAUAUAUAUUUGUAUUGAAUAAAAAUACUAGACGAAUUUGCUAAAAUGGCUCAAAUAUCUAAGCUAGAAAUUAAUAUCAAGCGACUUUUAACGCGUUGCGAAUUAAUAGCGAAAGAUGAUCCGCAUAAAGACUGGAAACUCGAAAAGUAUAUACUUGCUCUGGAUGACAUGAUAAAUAAAUUGCAAACUUUACCAAAUAAACCAUCCAAAGAUAUUAUGAUAGGCUACACUAAACGAAUAGAUUUCUUAAAAGGGCUAAUAAGUGCAAUGAAAUUAUCAAAUCCAGUGGAGAGAGUGGCGGCUGCACAAUUGUUAUCGAAAAAUUCAACUUCUACAAACGAUUCCAUCAAUACAAAUAUCACAACGCAAAUACAUCAGAAGACCAUCGCGAAAUAUAAUCGGGAAUUACGAGCGGAAUUAUUCCACAGUGACAAAACUACAGAUAGAGAUGGUGUACGACAAAGAUUAUCAAAUUCCAAUAUCCAAGAUGAAGAUUUAGAUGCUAUUCUGAAGUACAAUCGUAAUAUCCAGGAGAAGAUUGCUGAGAAUAUGCUCUCCAUGACCAGCAGUAUAAAGGAACAAGCAUUAGUGGCAAAUGCUAUUAUAAAAAAGGACAUUGGUGCGCUGGAAACAUCUGACAAAUUGAGUGACCUUAAUGUUGCUAAAUUGAAGAAGGAAUCUCUGAAGUUAGAAGAGCACACUACCUCGACAUGGAGAUGCUGGGUGUGGCUUAUGAUAGCCUUUGUUUUAGUUGUAUUUUUCAACAUGGUGUUAUUUAUGAAAGUGGCAAAAAAGAAGAUUUAGAUAAUCAGUUGUAUGUUUGAUGAGUG